AUGCGCGCCGGAGCCCCCGCCGAGCCGCAGGGAGGGCAGGGCACUGGGCGCCAGCGCGCCAUCUCCAACAUGGGCUUCCUGCUGACCCCCGCGGGCGACGAGGCCCACAUCACCGAGUCCAGCAUCCGUGCCAGCGUGGGCCCUGGCGGCUUCCACGCCUCCGACUUUGAGCUGCUCCAGGAGCUGGGCCAGAUCAGCAUCCAGCAGGUGGAGACGUCGCCGGGCGGGGAGGAGCCGCAGCAGCAUGCCCUGCACCACAACACGGCACGCAGCGUCGCCGUGAUUGGCUACACGGCUGCCUACCGCUCCGGCAUGCCCUUUGAGGACCCGGUGAUGGUCAUGCUCAAGGAGUACCUCCCCGCGGCCCGGGCAGUUGCCUUCAACGAGCUGCAGGUGCUGAGGGCUCUCACCGGCCUCCCCCACGCGCAUGAGAAGUUCAGGGCGGCCUCCUCCUCGCUCAGCGCCAACCCCCCGGUGGUCGAACUGCUGGGCUACUUCCUCGCCGGGCACAGCGACAGCGCGCGGCGCCUGGAGCCGGCCGCCAUCCUUGCGCAUCCAGAGAACACCAUCUGGGUGGUCACCAAGUGGGAUGGCUUGGCCCCGCUCACGCACUACCCCGCCCAGCAGCAGACCAGCGGGCUGGGGCUGGGGAGGCGCUGGGGGGAGGGCGCCGGCGCCUCCCACACCCGCAAGCGCAUGCUGAGGGCCAUCGCGCGGGGCCUGCUGCGCGCGCUGUGCUACUGCCACGUGCGCGGCGUGGUGCACGGUUCGCUAGGCUCCGGCUCAGUCCUGCUUUCCUCAUUCGACGACACCCAUGCCGAGCGCUUGGUGGUCAAGCUGGACAACCUGGGCUGCGCCCCGCCGCCCGGCUCCUUUGAGGACAUGCUGGACACCCAGGCGGGGCUGGCGGACAGCCCACUGCGCCAGGGCAUGGCCGCCGACCUGCAGUCCGCCGCGUUGGUCCUGCUCGAGGCGGUGCUGGGCGGGCUGUCGGCGGCAGGGCCGGGCGCGGGGACGCAGGGCGAUGCGCUGCGUCGUGUGCUAGGCACUGUUUACCGAUAUGAUCUCAGCCUCUUCAGGCAGUACUGCGAGCACGAGCCGGACUGGGGCGAGGCGACGGCCUUCCUGGCGGAGGGCGAAGGGGCGGGGUGGCACCUCCUGGGGGAGAUGCUGUCGGGGGAGGUGCUGACCUCCACCCUCCUGGCACACCCCUUCUGCCGUGUGUGA
Messenger RNA from Auxenochlorella protothecoides, 1227 nucleotides. RefSeq lists its product as hypothetical. Gene Ontology annotation, molecular function: protein kinase activity; ATP binding. NCBI's taxonomy places the organism in Eukaryota, Viridiplantae, Chlorophyta, Trebouxiophyceae, Chlorellales, Chlorellaceae. The transcript is spliced from 7 exons. The record is from RefSeq and is a predicted model, not a curated record. Gene Ontology annotation, biological process: protein phosphorylation. Gene Ontology annotation, cellular component: chloroplast. Bases 1 to 1227 code for a protein of 408 amino acids.